AAAGGAAUUCAGGCGCUGAGAGUCCAGUUCAUCGAUCUGCUGAUUAGAAACAGCUAUUUCUUUUCAGUUUCCAAGCCGAAAUCGGGACAGAUUGCAAAACAAUUUCUGUGGGGAAAAUAUUUAGCAAGCAUGAGCACCUCUGGAAAAGUUAUCAAGUGCAAAGCUGCCAUUGUCUGGGAAGUAGGCAAGCCUCUUUCUAUUGAAGAGGUAGAAGUUGCUCCACCAAAGUCUCAUGAAGUCCGUGUGAAGAUAAUCGCCACAGGGAUAUGCGGCACGGAUGAGCAUGUUCUGACUGGCUCUUUCCCGAAAGUAGAGUAUCCUGUUAUUCCUGGCCAUGAAGGAGCUGGAAUUGUGGAGAGUAUCGGUGAGGGGGUGACUUGUGUGAAACCAGGAGACAAAGUGAUCCCCCUUUGCCUGCCUCAGUGUGGAACAUGUAACUCUUGUUUGAAAUGGAACACCAACUGUUGUCUGCAAACCCACCUUUGCAACCCACAAAACCUGAUGCCAGACAAAACUAGCAGGUUCACCUGCAAAGGGAAGCAAAUUCAUCACUUCCUUUGGAUAAGCACCUUUUCGGAAUACACAGUCAUGCCUGACUCAACUGUGGUUAGAAUUGAUGAUGCUGCCCCUCUGGAUAAAGUCUGUCUCUUUGGCUGUGGCUUUUCCACAGGGUAUGGAGCUGCCAUCAACACAGCUAAGGUCACUCCUGGGUCUACCUGUGCCAUCUUUGGCUUAGGAGGAGUUGGUCUUUCUGUUGUCAUGGGAUGCCGAGCAGCAGGAGCAUCCCGGAUUCUUGGGAUUGAUAUUAACAAGGAGAAAUUUGGAAAGGCUAAGGAACUAGGAGCCACAGAGUGCUUGGACCCUCAGGAUUAUAAGAAGCCCAUUCAGGAAGUUCUGGUUGAAAUGACUGGCCACGGUGUUGACUAUGCCUUUGAAGUCGUGGGAUGCUUGGAUACACUGACAGCUGCUCUGGCGUCCUGUCACAUGGGCUGUGGAGUCUGCGUGAUGGUUGGCGUCCCUCCUGCGGGCUCACUCCUCUCCUUCAAUCCUUUGCUGCUUCUUACUGGACGCACGUUGAAAGGGAGCUUCAUUGGAGGCUGGAAGAUGAAAGAUUCAAUUCCUCAACUGGUAUCCAGUUACAUGGAGGGAAAACUGAAAACAGAUGUUUUAAUUACUCACACUUUGUCAUUCAACGAGAUUGGUGAAGGGUUUAAUUUGCUUCGUGCUGGAAACAGUGUCCGUAUUGUCCUGCUGUUUUAAGCUGCUGUAUGAGUGCUUUCAGCCUGAAGUAUUUGGGGAACAAUGCUAAUAUUCCAAAUCUUUUUCCUGUUUGAGUACAAAGUCUACGGAAAUAUCACAGUUAUCAAGAAGGCUGAGAGCUAGUUUUAUUUUGACCCAAAUUCUUAAGAAUUGUAAAACAAGCUCUGAACUCUGAGAAAUGAGCGUCCUAAACUGGAACUUCAAACUAAAGCAAAGAGAAAUAAAACCAGUCAACGGAAAGUUUAUGUAAAAUUAUGUGAUUGUCAUAAGGGAAUCGGUAUUGCUUAUCUUAGCAUCAGGCAUAUUUUUAUUUCACUGUUUGUGUACAUAUUUGGUUGACAUCCAUGCCUGAUAUAUGCUGACUCCUUAGGAGUUCUUCUGGGUAAAUCUUCCUUUGGGAAAACAAAAACCAUUCAUUCUUGUGUCUUGAGAGUUCCAACUCUGCUUUUUUAUGAUGACCAUCAUUUUUGGUGAACAACUUGGGAUCAGUUGUGUACAGGCGCCUAGUUUUGUUGGGAGCACUGAAAACUUCCCAGACAUGGGAAUCCAGAAUUUGGGAAAUAAACUCUAGCAUCUUCCUGUGGGUCAAAAGUGUAUUUCUGACUUUGCAGGUAUUAAAGCUUGGUUCUUGGAAAUGAUUCUUGGGAAAUGAUGAGUGAAUUAAUUACAGUAUUUGAACACUGAUUUGCUUCCUCUGUUGUAAAUGAGCAACUGCUAAUAAUAAAUGUUCUUUAUGGA
Messenger RNA from Sphaerodactylus townsendi, 1998 nucleotides. Its product is annotated as alcohol dehydrogenase 1-like. Gene Ontology annotation, cellular component: cytosol. The record is from RefSeq and is a predicted model, not a curated record. NCBI's taxonomy places the organism in Eukaryota, Metazoa, Chordata, Lepidosauria, Squamata, Sphaerodactylidae. Gene Ontology annotation, molecular function: zinc ion binding; all-trans-retinol dehydrogenase (NAD+) activity. Bases 130 to 1260 code for a protein of 376 amino acids. The transcript has 9 exons. Gene Ontology annotation, biological process: retinol metabolic process; retinoic acid metabolic process.